GCAACCGGAGUCAUGUAAACAUGCUUUUGUGUGUUAGAAAUACAUUCGCAAUUAAUGCAUUAGAAUUCUGCCUAUUUCAUUAAACAAAAUUUAUUCUUGUGUUUUGUAUAAUGCUGUUUGAUUUCCGAAUUUUAGCACCUGUGAUUCUUUCAUUGUUUUUAGGGUUUUAUUCUAAAAAGUAUUAUAUUGAAAUUAAACAGGAUCUUGUCACAGAUUCAGAAAAUCCAUUGUUAGUUAUUGGAAUUCUUUCCUCACAAGACAAUUUUGCCUUCAGAGAAGCUGCUCGUUCCACUUGGCUCAAGACUUAUGGGUUCAAUAAGAAUCAUUCUGUUAAGGCAUACUUUAUUAUUGGACAAAAUUCGUGCAAUGUACCCCCAGAGUAUCGAUUGAGCAAAUAUUCAUGUGAUAAAGUUCCAUUGAAUGUAUCAGGAGUUCAGAAGCAUUUUUCAUCAAGUUACAGUAUAAAUUUUAAUCCUGAAUCAUCGAAAAUACUAAAGACAUUUCAUCAAGGAUUUAGUUUUAAAAUCAACUAUCCUCUGGUGGUUAAAAAGUUGGGAAUUUUAUCCAAUCUUCUUGCUCCAAACACACAAGCAAAAAUUGCAAUUCUCGAUGUUCAGACUAAGGUUUCAAUUGUUCAAGCAGUAGUAUCUUCAAAUGAUUCUCACACUGCUGAAGGCUAUUAUUAUCAGUCUGUCGAGGAAAUUAUGUUACCAAAGAAUUUUGAAGGAAUGGUCCUUGUGGAAGGUUAUUUACUCGAUUCUUCUCACACCCAAAUGUCCUGGAACGAUGGUGGUGGAGUGAUAACGUACAUGAGGAUAUACACAUCUCUUUCUCAUUUGGACUCAAUAGAAUAUUCUCCUGAAAUUUUCGUUGCUCCAAGCAUUGAAUUUUUCGUUAAUGAUCUUAAUACUUUGGAAAAGUAUAUUCGAAAAGAAGAACAAAUAACAAAUGAAUGGAUAUCAUACACAAAAAAUUUAAGCAUAAAUAUCAAUUUGGAAGCCGCUGAAUAUGCAGAUAUUCUUCUUGUUGAUGUUGUUGAUAUUUAUAGAAAUUUACCAUCUAAAUUGCUCAAGUUCUAUAAUUGGUUAUCUUCCAACCAUGAAUACUCAUAUGUUCUGAAAACAGACGAUGAUAUUGUGAUAGACAUUAAUCGUUUGCUUCAAAAAUUAAAGGAUGAUGUACUAUUUAAUUCAUCCAGCAACUGGCUGCUGAGCAGAUUUAGAAAAGAAUGGCCUGUUAAUUAUAUUGGCAAAUGGGCUGAUUAUGACUACCGCUCACCAAUAUAUCCGUCAUUUCCUUGUGGAGCAGCUUACAUUUUAUCCAGAAACGUGGUUUCUUGGUUACACGACAAUUCAGACCAACUUUUCCCUUACCAGGGUGAAGAUGUUUCAAUGGGUAUUUGGUUAGCUGCCAUAAAGCCUGAAUAUAUAGACGAUGAAAAUUUUGAAUGUGAUUCAAGGUGCCAUUACCUCAGCUACAACAGAGCUCAGCUGACUCCAGAACAAAUAUAUGAUGUUUGGUCAGCCUAUGAAAAAUGUAAUAAUUUAUGUUCAUGUAAAUAAAAAAAAAGUUUAAAACUAAAUAAAGUG
Messenger RNA from Uloborus diversus, 1589 nucleotides. RefSeq names its product UDP-GalNAc:beta-1,3-N-acetylgalactosaminyltransferase 2-like. NCBI's taxonomy places the organism in Eukaryota, Metazoa, Arthropoda, Arachnida, Araneae, Uloboridae. The transcript has 12 exons. The coding region runs from base 111 to 1562 and encodes 483 amino acids. Gene Ontology annotation, molecular function: hexosyltransferase activity. The record is from RefSeq and is a predicted model, not a curated record. Gene Ontology annotation, cellular component: membrane.